UCACUUCAUGUUACAUACACCUACAACCGUUGACUUCUUGAUAUAUGCUUUGAGGCUGAAUUAAUUCAUCUCAUCCAAAUUUCUUUGCAAUCAUUUCGCAUAAACUCUUCCCAAUUAAGUUUCGACUUUAUAUAUCUUUCAAGCACGUCUUCAAUGGCGUCUCCUUCAACUUCACCCAUUCACAGCUUUCAGUAUGAUGUGUUUUUAAGCUUCAGGGGUGAAGACACCCGUAAGAAUUUCGUUGAUCAUCUUUAUCUUGCUCUUGAGCAGAGAAAGAUAUCUACUUACAAGGAUGACGAAAAAAUCGAAAAGGGAAAACGGAUCAGUGAACAACUCAUUAGAUCCAUUGAAGAUUCAAAAUUCUACAUCAUUGUUUUUUCCAAAAACUAUGCAUCCUCAUCUUGGUGCUUGGAUGAGCUUGUGAAGAUAAUGGAAUGUCACAAGACUAACGAGCGUAUUGCUUACCCCAUCUUCUAUGACGUGGAACCCACCGAAGUCCGCCACCAAACCGGGGCAGUUGGAAAAGCCUUUGCUAAACAUGAAAAGGAAGAGUCUGCUGAGAAAUGGAGAGAUGCUCUGAAAGAAGCAGCCACUCUGGCUGGAUGGGAGUUGAAGAACACGGUUGAUGGGCAUGAAGCUAAAUUCAUUGAAAAAAUCAUCGAAGAUCUUUUACUAAAGUUACCUUCCAACGAUCUUAUCAUUGAUGAGAAUUUAGUAGGCAUGGAAGCCAGGAUCAACGAAGUCUUAUCUUUUUUAGGAGUUGGGUUUGAUGAUGUUCGGAUGGUAGGGAUCAAAGGGAUGGGUGGUUGUGGGAAGACAACUUUGGCCAGAGCUGUGUUCAAUCAGAUAUACUCUAAGUUCGAAGGUUGCAGCUUCCUUGAGAAUGUAAGGGAAAAUUCAUGUUCUUCCGGUUUGAAGUCAUUACAGGAGCAAGUCCUUUUGAAUGUUGUCUUAAAUGCUCAUCCCAUCACCAUAAAUAUACAAGGUGACAAGAAAAGACUGAUGAAGCAGAUGUCUAGGACAAAGGUUCUUGUUGUUUUAGAUGAUGUGGAUUGUGUAGAACAACUUGAGGCGUUGGCUGGUAAGCCUAACUGGUUUGGGAAGGGAAGUAGAAUUAUCAUUACAACUAGAGAUGAACAAGUGCUGCUAAAACACAAGGUGAAGUUGAUUUAUAAUGUCAAGUUGUUAUCGGAUGAAGAAGCAGUCUGCCUCUUCAGUAGGCAUGCAUAUGGGCGAGAUAUUCCAAUUAGUGAAGAGCACAAAGGAAUGUUAAAAAAAGUUCUACAUUAUGCUGAAGGUCUUCCCUUAGUGAUCAGAGUUUUGGGUUUAAAUCUCGGUGCAAACAACGGUGCUAAUGAGCGUGGAUGGAAAGAAACCCUAGAAGAAUUAAAAACAAUUCCGUUGGAGGAGACUUCAAAAAAAUUGGAAUUAAGCUAUAGUGGUCUGGAGAAGGAUUACAAGGAAAUGUUUCUGGAUGUUGUAUGCUUGCUGAAAGGUGAGACAAAAGACUAUGCAAUCGAAGCACUUAAAAGUUGCGAAGAUUAUGCAAAGCUUGAUUUAAAAGUUCUUGAGCGAAAAUCUCUCAUAACUUUUUAUAAAAAUUCUAUGGGUUAUGAGUGUGUGGGCAUGCAUGACCAUAUUGAAGAAAUGGGUUGGAAUAUCGUUCGUCGUUUGCACCCGGAUAAGCCUAACCAACAUAGCCGAUUAUGGAUUGAUGACGAAAUUGAAUAUAUAUUGGCUAAUGACUUGGGUACUGACGCAACAAGAUGUAUACAAUUACGCACAAAGAAGCUCAACCCGGAGAUUGUUAUGCAAGGUCUUAGAAAGAUGAAGCAACUUAGAUUUCUUGACGUGCAUGUGGAAAAAAACAUUCGUGCAAGUAUAUUUGAUCGUUUUCCUUGGAAUUGGAAACUUAAUAAAUUUGCCCCAUACUUUCCGAAUGCUUUACAAUAUCUACGUUGGAAUAAUUACCCUUAUAGAUCUUUACCGAGAACAUUUCAGGCAGAUAAUUUAGUUUCACUUGAGAUAGCUCACAGUGAAAUCGUACAACUUUGGGAAGGGGGAGAAAGAAAGGUUCUUAACAAGCUCAAAUUCCUGGACCUCUAUAAUUCAAGGUUGAAGACUCUUGACCUUAGGCUGACUCCAAAUCUCGAGAAGUUGAGUCUUGUAGGAUCUAAUGAUUUGGUAGAACUUGACAUGGGUGCUGGAUGUUUAAAGCUCAUAUACAUUGACAUCAGUUUUUCGAAGUUGAGGAGCCUUGAUCUUAGGCCGGCUGUGAAUCUUGAGUUGUUAGUUCUUAAGAAUUGUGAUGAAUUGGUAGAACUUCAUAUGCCUAGUAUAUGUCUAAAGUUGAGAUCCUUCCACCUUAGUAAUUCAAAUUUGGGAAGAAUUGACCUAAGGCAGGUAUCAAAUCUAGAGGUUUUAAGGAUUGAUGGAUGUGUAAAUCUCAGAUCCCUCACACUCCUUAAAUCAAAAUUGAGGACCCUUGAAAUCGGGCUGACUCCAAAUCUCGAGCGUUUAGAUCUUCAAAAGUCUGACAAAUUGGAAAAGCUUCAUAUGGCCGAUGCAUGUGAAAAGCUUGCAUAUAUCGAUAUUAGUCAUUCAAAGUUGAGGACCCUUGACAUUGGGCUGACUCCAAAUCUCGAGCAUUUAGAUCUUCAAAAUUGUGAUAAUUUAGAAGAACUUCCUAUGGUCAAUUCCUAUGAAAAGCUUGCAUAUCUCGAUAUUAGCCAUUCAAAGUUGAGGAGCGCUGACCUUAGGCUGACUCCAAAUCUUAAGACAUUAAAGCUUACAAAUUGUUCUCAUUUGGUAGAACUUAAGGCUCCAGCUGGGUAUGUAAAAGGGCUUGUCUACUUAAGCUUAACUGGUUGUUUGAGGUUUAGUUCGUUUACUUAUCGUAGUGUGGAUGAAUCAGAUCAGGUUGGUCCUUUAGCUGAGUUACAUUUGAUUGCCAAGUCCCAAGAAAUAUGCCCAAUUCACCCACAUAAUAAGUUGCCAAAGUUUCAGUUUGCAUGUUUUUAUGAAAAAAGUCCCCCUUCAUUAAGUAGUAAUCUUGAGGAGCUUAUUUCAUUUGGUCUCUGUGCUUGCACAAACUUUAAUAGGAUUUCAAGAAGCAUUUGUGGGUUGCGAAAUUUAAGAAAGCUUAAACUCCAAGGCAGUUUUCCAGAGGCACCCAAGGAACUUCACCAGUUAGAAUGUCUAGAGGAUCUAAGUUUGUUGUCUACAAAUAUUAAACAUCUUCCAGAUAGCAUUUGUAUGUUGAAACAUCUAAAAUCUCUUGAACUCAAUAAGUGCUCGUUGCUUGAGAAGUUACCGGAGGAUCUUGGUCAAUUGGAAUGUUUAGAGAAGCUAUACUUGAUCGAGUGUAAGUUUCUACGAGAUAUCCCUAACAGCAUAUGUAACAUGAAAUGUCUACAAGUGUUGCAUAUAAAAGGUACAUCUAUAAGUCAUCUUCCACGGAGUAUUCUUUUGUUGAAAGGUCUAAGUAUCCGUGGGUCAAGACAGCUUCUUGAGUCGUUUGGUUUUACAUCCGAGAUACAAACCUCAAAAAACCAAUCAUUGUGCCACGUGGAGGUAUGAUUACCCAUAGCAGGAAUCUCCCCUACUGUUAUUUUGAGAGGCUCUCAAGUCCUCAAAAAGCCAAUUCACAAAGAACUAUUGUAACAGGUGUAUUCGAGAUAAAACCACCACGAUUUGGAAAAUCCCAAAGAUGUCAUUUAUUCAUGCAUUGUACCAUAUCAGAAUUCAAGAAUCAGAUGUCAAGAUCCUGACAUAUGUGGAUUUUGUGCACGUUAAUUAACAUAGUUUCAAAAAACCGGGAAGCCAUGGGCACACAAGAAGCUCUAACUUGUGAUGUGUUGCACAAUCUAUAUAUGCUCUACAUAUAUGCCAAUUGGAAGAAGAUAAGGAAACAUCACAAGGUUUUGGGUGGGAGUUAGAUUAAAUCAAUGUACAAGAAGAUAUUACAAAGGAUUCAAGGCAUUAUGAUAGCAAAGAGUUAAUGUUCAGUUAGAGUUAUUUAGUGACAGUUAAGAGCAAAAUCAGAAUUCUCUUCUUUGAUUCACCAGGAAUUAUCAAUCAGUUUCCAGUGACAAACAUAGCGACUUUUGUGUCUAUAUAGUAUAUACAAACUCGAUGGGGGAGAUUUACCUGCUUUGGGGGCAUCGUUUCAAGACGAUUUUACAAACAACGGAUAUGGAAUCAUUUGUUGAUUCAUCUACUUCUCGUCCAAUUGAAAAGCUAUAGGUAUCAAUGUCUGCUGAACUUUGGAACUUCUCAUUUGCAACAAGGAUUUGCUAAAAAGUCACGUGAAUUACAAAAUAUCGCAGAAGGAAAAUUGUUAAUAAUAUUGUAUUGCGGCAAAAUCAAGAGAUUGCAUGAACAAUUAAAGGCAAUAUGUGAUGUGACCUGUUGUUAUUCUGAUUCAGUUCUCACUGUCCUCAUGGUUUAAAUGCUGCCUUUGUUAACUUUGCAAUGAUGAUUGAGAGUUCUGAUUCACCUCGUGAUUUUGCUACCUUGAGAUCAAAAUUGCUACUCCGUGAACAAAGACUCUCAAGACAAGCCAAAAGAGUUACGGAUCAUCCUGUUGUUGCCAUGCACUCUUCCUUUGUAAAUCAUCCUCCUCAUACUGAAAAAUCCUCGGUAGUGUGUCAAAUAUGACAUAAUCGGGACAUUAUGCCAGCCUUUGCUUUCAUUUUCGCGGCUUUCCUCAAACUAGAGGAGGAAGAAGUAAUUUUCGAGGAGGUUCAAUGGUACUUCUCAGGAAACUUAGUUGGGUUUUAAUGGAGGAAAUCCUUCUGAUUUUGGCGCUGGAAAUAAUGGUGAUACUGCCGGAUUUUUUGCUUCUCCGAUUGGAGAGUACGGAAGAGACGGAAGAGAUAAACGCGAUUAGGACACCUCAUUUAGUAGAAACCUAUAGUAAAAAAAAAAACACCCUAAUAAAAAAGUCAACAGUGCUUUUUUUACAUUGAACAGCAUGUUCGUAUACUCAUAAUCAAAUAUAAACUAUCCCCUACACAAACCCAACUUUUUGUUUUUCUUUAAUUCACUUUAUUUUUAUUUUCUUUAUUUUUUAUUUAUAUAUAUUUUUUUCAUUUUAUACUUCAAUAUUAAUAUAUAUAUUUUUUGUUUUGUUACGUUGUUUCAGCAAUCAAUAAUAAAAUAUUUUAUUUGCAAUAAUGUAUAAUUUAUAUUGUUUUUAUUAUAAUAAAGUAAUAUGUAGGCAUACGAUUUUUAUGUAAUAAGAAUAACAAAUUAAAAAAACUAAAUUGUAUAAAUGUUCGUUAUGGUUUGCUAAAAAUUACCACUUUGGUUCAAAAAAAUUUAGACUAGCACCAGAGGACCAAAGUUUUUAUUUUGUUGCGAAUUUUGUCCAAUUUUUUUGAACUUUUUUAUAAUAACGAUUUUGCCCUAAUAUUUUCUUUUCUUAUUUGUUUUAAUUAUUUUAAUGUUUUCUGAAUAAAAGAAAAAUAAAAAAUAAAGAUAAACCCUCAAACCACCCUCUUAGUUUUAAUAUACUAAUGCUUUCUGAUCUACCACCUAGUAACUCAAAACCACCACCAUUCUGAUCCGCAACUCGAAGAAGGGAUGCCCGAUGCCAUCUUCCUCAGAAAACCCUACAUCUCCGCCGCCUUCAUUUCUCUACUUCUCCGGUGCUUCGUCGUUCCUCAAAUCUGAAAGCCUUCACCAACCUCCGACAGGAAAACCAUCAUAUAUGAAAGCCUCCACCACCAUUUGGGAACCCUAACCCUAGUGCGUCAAAUCUAAACCAGGACGAUCGAUAUGGCGAAGUUGGGAUACCCUAAACGACCGAUUGGAGUAGCAUUGCUAGGGUUUCUCAAUCUCCUAGCUUGAAUCUUUGCCGAAGAAGGAUAGAGAUGAAGAGAAAGAAGGAGGCGCUAUCAUUUCUGAAAAUGCAAAUUUUGGAGCUAUGAUUUCUUACAUGUAGCGGUGGCGGCGAAAUGGGCGACACCGGUGUGUCUGUGUGUUGACGACAAUGGUAGAGUCGGCGGCGAAAUGGGCGACACCGGUAUGUGUUCAAUGAUGGUGAGUUUGAACAGGUCUCCAUCGCCUUUCCAGAUCCGAUGAGAAGGUGUUACACCAGAAGAUAAUGGCGACAAGAUGGUGGUGCUCUAGUGAAAUCAUAAUCAAUGGUGCCGUCGGAGUUGGAGUCAUUGGCGGCGCUGGAGAGAUGUUGCAGAUCUGGAGCUUCAGAGUGGGUAGAGAUGAAAGAAGAGAUGGCGGUGCUCUAGACGGUAGACAAUACAUGGUGGUGGCCUCCGAAACCAUCAGUCGCCGGAACACUCAGUCGUCGGAAGCCUAUGUCAUCGGUGAUUGUAUUUUCAUGUUUUGAAACUUAGAGUGGGGGAGAUGGAUUUGUGAAGAGAGAGAGGGGGGAGAUGGAUUUUUGCAUUUAUUUUUUAUUUUUCUUUUAUUCAGAAAACAUUAAAUUAAUUUUAAAAAAUGAAAAAA
Lactuca sativa (garden lettuce) is the source of this 6471-nucleotide messenger RNA. Its product is annotated as disease resistance protein RUN1. Lineage: Eukaryota; Viridiplantae; Streptophyta; Magnoliopsida; Asterales; Asteraceae. The record is from RefSeq and is a predicted model, not a curated record. Gene Ontology annotation, biological process: signal transduction; defense response. Gene Ontology annotation, molecular function: ADP binding.